This is a messenger RNA of Tigriopus californicus, 3457 nucleotides long. RefSeq names its product band 7 protein AGAP004871-like. The coding region runs from base 1814 to 3277 and encodes 487 amino acids. Gene Ontology annotation, cellular component: plasma membrane. The record is from RefSeq and is a predicted model, not a curated record. NCBI's taxonomy places the organism in Eukaryota, Metazoa, Arthropoda, Copepoda, Harpacticoida, Harpacticidae. The transcript has 9 exons.
AAAUUGGGAACAGCUGAAUGUGUUGUUUUGAGGAGUAGGGUAGAGCGAAGGUGUCCAUGCGGGGGGAAAGAGGGCCAAACAGUCAGGCGCAAAAUUUGAAAUUUUAAUUUCCUCUCGCCUAACAAAUGGGCCGGGAUUGAAUAAGUGGAUAAAGGGUUCGUUCCCGACUCAUGAGAGAAGUGAACAAGUGCUUUGUGCUUCUUGAACAAGUUAAUCUUUGUCCGGCUCAAUGUCCAUCAUGCCUGUUGUGUUUUGGCAGCCUUGCAAAAAAAGCGCCAGAAAUGAAUAAACAAACACUGCACUGGAACGUUCGUCCGUUGAUCUCAUCCCAUCUCAGUCUCACGUCUCCUACGAUCAUUCAGGAUUACCAGUAAGAUCGAGGAAGCAAGGUGAAAGACCUUGUCAAGAAGGAAAACACUAUCACCUGUCAGAACCUCACCUCUCUUCCAAGAUGGACUUCACAGUCCCACGAUAAGGAAUCGCAUCUUUUAUUCAACAUAUUUGGGAAGGCCGGAUGAUGGGGUUGAUGAGGCCAAAAGAGGUGGCAAGGACGCAAGAAAAACGGCAAAAAGGCCUCUUCAUCUCGUUGACUCGAAAGAAGACAAUUUGGGAGGAAACUUUUUUAUUCCGUUUUCUCCUCCCACUUACCCUACACCGCACAAUCCCUCUCAUGAUGGCCUCUUCAAUGGUGUCCGUUCACUCUCCAGCUUGACAUUUUGCAAUGCCAGCGACGAUUGAGUGAGCGUGGUUUUCAAGUGAUCCCUCCUUGUCAAGGGUCUGAUCUUCCACUCAGACUAGUCAAGUUUCAUAUGCUCCAAGGUCAACCAUUGCUUGAAUAUCAGUGAAAAGACAAUGGUGACAUGUUUUGCCACAAUAGUUCGUCGCGUAUGAAUAGGACUGAUUCGUCAAAUCUAUAUGCAGGUAUGCGGUUUCUAAGACACCGUUUACUUCAGAAGAAUUGAAUUGUUUGUUGGCACUUCGCAGUGAUGUGUUCCCAGUGAGAAAUGGACCAAAGUCUGUUAGUGCAACAAGAAUCAAGAGUUUGAGCGUUUGGUAGAGAAAGACUAAGAGAUUUGCCAGUCAGCCAAGCCACUUGCAGCCGGUCCCAUCCACAUUCACUCUGUGUAGUACAUACGUUGGCUCGACAAGUGAAUAAAGAAGCGUUCAUUGUGUUUGCCAAUGAAAAGAGCUUGCAGGCCUCCUGGUGUUCAAACUUUGAAUAAAUCAAGUUUUUCAUCUUCACAAAUCCGAUGGGCUCCAUUCCUAUUUGACAAGGACGAGAAUUAUGGGGGCCUGAACAAUUAUGAAGAGUGCGUCGGACCUUGGUUUCCUUGGGGGAUGAGGUAGCCUUGACUAAGCUGCGCUCAUUGUUGUGUGUACCUCCCAAUCCAAGUGUUUACAGAAGCCUUUCAGCAAAAUCUUAACCAGUAGUUUGAGGUGGCCUCAAUGGGCACCGCCCAGGAAGUUCUGUUUGGAAUAUGUGUGGAUUGAGGAGGCUUAUGAGAACUUUUCCGCCUUAUCUCCAGUGUCUUGCCAAGGUCUCAGGCUUUAUGAAUGUUCAAGUGGAGUUGAGGGAACUUUGGGGAGAGUGGAACUGAAGAGGGCGAGGCCUGGCUUCUACCACUACCAGACCACCACCACUACCACCACCACUACCACCACCAACACCACGAGGAAGGCCUCUAAUUGAUUAAAUGAGAAGCCACCAAAGCAAACCGAUGAGAAAGAGAGAUAAAAGUGAAACGCUCCGUUAGGCCACAAAAGCGUUACAACUACUUCCCUUUGAACUCCCAUCCCAAAGAGUCCCUGCACUAUGAGCAAUCCCCAGUCGUCGAGGGGAGAUUCGUUUACGUUUCCUCAGCAGUUACCAGCUGCUCGGGUACCAACUAUUGGCAAAUCCUACUUGUCUCAAACACAUUCCGAACCAUCCUCCUCAUCAUUUUGGGAUGAUAAGUCAAAUACUCGACGGCGUCAGGCCCCCUCAGCACUCUUAUCUUCUUCCAAUGCGGGAACUGCAGCAUCUAUUCCAAGUGCCCGAGGAACUACAUUGGCCAGUUCCUCGUCUUCAUUAUCAGAAGCAAGUUCCAAUGGGACGGUUAGCUCCACCGGAUCAUUGAUCUCAAGCCAAUCAGGCGAUUCCGUUGAAGAUGAUACGGAUGACGAGGUAGGCGAGGAUUCCGAAGCCCAAGCGCCCAAGAAUUGCUGUGUUGUGUUCAAGGAGGAGGAGGAUAUCGACUGUUCCUAUUGUAUCACUUGUUGGACAUGUCGUUGUUGUCGCCCCUCGAGAUGUUGCCGGAAGAAAGAAAGUGUACCAAGUGGUCGAACAGCCAUUGCUAUCAAUGAUCAUCAGGAGCGAACAUCUCAAUCAGAGUCCAGAGGAUGUUGUUCCACUGUGUGCCGCUCUAUCCAUAAUGUGAUUCAAAAAAUAAGUGAUACCAAAGCCUGUAUUUGUGAGCUCGUCGAGUUUCGAGAAAACGCUGAUCCCGAAGGACCCGGAUGCUGCGCCUUGCUAUUGGCGCUUGUUUCGAUUCUCCUGAUCAUCGCCACCCUCCCCUUCUCGUUGUGUAUGUGCAUCAAGGUUGUCCAGGAAUAUGAAAGAUCGGUCAUUUUUCGACUUGGUCGCCUUCGUAAAGGUGGUGCCAAAGGCCCUGGUAUCUUCUUCAUUAUUCCAUGCAUUGAUACGUACAGGAAAGUGGACCUCCGAACGGUCUCGUUUGAUGUUCCGCCCCAAGAAGUUUUAUCGCGUGACUCUGUGACUGUGACGGUAGAUGCAGUUGUCUACUAUCGGGUUUCAAACCCAACCAUGGCAACCAAUAACGUCGAGGAUUUCAGUCACUCUACUCAUCUUCUGGCUGCCACCACUUUGAGGAACGUUCUGGGAACCAAACAUUUGGCCGAGAUACUAAGUGAACGAGAGACCAUAAGCCAUGUUAUGGAACAGACCUUGGACGAGGCCACGGAUCCAUGGGGUGUCAAGGUGGAACGAGUCGAAAUAAAGGACGUGCGGCUUCCAGUCCAACUUCAAAGAGCCAUGGCGGCUGAGGCUGAAGCAGCUAGAGAAGCCAGAGCUAAGGUUAUUGCGGCCGAGGGAGAACAAAAAGCCUCUCGAGCUUUAAGGGAAGCCUCUGAUGUGAUUUCUGAAAGCCCAUCAGCACUUCAACUCCGCUAUCUUCAAACUCUGAACACGAUAUCAGCCGAGAAGAACUCUACGAUCAUCUUUCCCGUUCCAUUGGAUAUCAUCUCUCAUUUCUUCACGGGCGGAAAGAAACAAGCCUGAACGCCCCCAAGGCACCACCCUUUAAGGCAAAGAGAAAGCGUACUCAUCACGCCCAACUAACAAAUCAUCACACUAUGAAUGUUCCAAUGUUCUGGCCUUUUGCCACUCAAUAAUCAUUAGUUUCAUUGGUUUUCGUGUCUGUAGAUGCAAAAUACAAAUGCCUCUUGGGCUUGCACUUAA